Messenger RNA from Homalodisca vitripennis (glassy-winged sharpshooter), 754 nucleotides. RefSeq lists its product as uncharacterized. The record is from RefSeq and is a predicted model, not a curated record. The coding region runs from base 1 to 462 and encodes 153 amino acids. The transcript is spliced from 4 exons. NCBI's taxonomy places the organism in Eukaryota, Metazoa, Arthropoda, Insecta, Hemiptera, Cicadellidae.
AUGACAGCUGUCAACGACGAUGACCAAAAACCGGGGUACGACACACCAUCACGCGUGACUCCCACUCCACCCGUUGUACCUAAAUCUGACAAUCGACCUGUGAAGAAACCUUUGCCAAAACCAACCCGUGCGCCAACCCCCCUUGCAGCUCUUAGGACACCCGUGCCACACAGAGACGAGUACCCUGAGCAGUCCGAUGUAAGUGAACCCCAAUCAAACAUUGUUGGUGACCUCAUUCGUCUUAUUCAAAGAGCCGGUGGCAUGACUAACUUCUGCAACAUUUUAAAAAACAACAUGGCGACGCAAUCCACUUCUAGUUUUUCCCAAAGGCGAGCCUACAACAACAGGGGGGACAGUGAGAACACCAUAGUGUUCGAGUCACCCAACCUUCCUCCGAUAUUAGUGGCGUUGUCUAACUCUUCAAUCUACACCAAGGAAAUUAACGUUUUCCAGAAGUCUUAAACCCGAACAUAGUGCUCCGAAUUGUGUGUUUUGUAACAUGUGAUAUCAUAUGUAACAUUAGUCUCUAUGUGUUCACUGAUGCGUGUUAGUUUCAAACGCGUGUCAUAAUUUACCAUGCAUUGCUCAUGUACCGUAGUUUAUAUUGUAGCUUAUUGCAUUUAUUUAUAGUUUUGUAUUCUCAGUGCCCUCCCUGUUUGUAUUAGUAAUAGUCAUAAUUUAAUUUUUGUAAUAGUCUAACAAUUUAUAAUUAGAAAUGGAUUUAAUUAAAUUGCAAGCUUUUAAUUAAUACGAA